Molecule: messenger RNA, 4680 nt
Organism: Anopheles cruzii
Lineage: Eukaryota; Metazoa; Arthropoda; Insecta; Diptera; Culicidae
Product: trichohyalin
Exons: 9
Coding region: 96-4265 (1389 amino acids)
Source: RefSeq, a predicted model, not a curated record
CGACCGAUGAGCGACUGGCCCAGGAAACGGACAGCAAACGGGAUCGACGCGACUCGCCCAGUUCGAAUCGGUACGCGCCGCAGAGCGAAAGUGCGAUGGCCAAAGGGAAAAGCAGACGCCGCAACUAUCAGCAACAGCAGCACCAUCUGCAACAGCCGCCACCAUCGCAGCAGGCGCAACACCCAGUGACGGAAAAUCAGCUAAAGACCUCGACGGUGCUCGGUGAUUCCAGUGCGAAAGUGACCGUCAUCGUCGAGCAGACGCUUGGGGGCGACGUCAAGGUUAAGGAGGGGCCCAUCGGACCUUGUGACGUCAUCGGCCAUGACGUUUCCCUGAAGGAUGGCACUCACCGCGCACGCGAACGAUCACCGAUCGGGUUCUUAGCCGAGACACAAACCGUCGGAAACGGCGCAGUCUCACCACCAAACCACCACCACGAUCACGACAUCACCAACACCGACGCAAGCCGUGCGCGGGAGGAGUUAUUAAAUAUCAAAAAUAUCUCGCCCACCAACGCGCGUGUGUGUGCGACGGUCGAGGGCGAUGAUCCGGCGCGGCCGGUCCCGGGCCGCUCGGGUGAGCUCGUGAGCGCCAGUAGUGCCGUGUCGUCCGCCGUGCCGUUAGUGAAUGGCCCAGCGCCACCGGUGGCCACCGUCCGUAACAGCAGUUCCGUAGCCGUAGUCGGCGAGAAAGCAGCAGCAGUCCCGGAAAUGGGCCAACAGCCAAGCCGCAGCACAACAGCACCAUCAGGCACUGACCAAGGGCCACGGUCGCGUUCAUCGUCGAAAUCGGUGUCCCCGCCACCUCCUCCGCUGCCACCGCCACGUGGCCUACGUGUGUCGCACCCGUUGGCCGGUUACGCCAGCCCCGACGACGGUCCCGAUGCUCCUGGGGACGAUACUAGUGACGAUCGCGAUGUCUUCUACGAGACCACGGAAACCCUGUCCCCGGGGCUCGACGCCUUGGGGAAAGCGGUGCCCUCCCCUCCAUCCCUUCCGGCCUCCCCGGAACCGAUCCGGGCCAGUUUGGUGCUCAAAAUUAGCGAGUCCACCGUCGGCCCGGAACCCGCUGCCCUCAACGGGCCGUCGGUCGGUGAUGGGCGCAAAAAGCAGGUUAGCUUCCGGUUGACGCAGAACGGUAGUGACGACGUGGAGGUGACGAGCGCGACACACGACAGUGACAGUGACGACCGGGAAUCGGGCGUGAGUAACAGUGACAGUGAACCGCAACCGCAUGACGACAGUGACGCGUGUGAUCGAUCAUUAUUGGUCCAGAAUGGGCCUUCGAGGUACCGAGCUGGUGAUGGCCAGCGGCGGAAUGCAUUUAGUGAUAAGCGUGACUACAUCGAGUUUCAAUACGACAACAGUGUGCCGUCGCCGGAUCCCGCCGGAGGGCGCUCCGACAAGAAGGAUGCGCAGAAGGACAUGCCGGAGUCGACGAUUGUGGCGCUCAUCGAGGACAGUGUCCUGCCCAGCCUGCCGGAUGUGGUGCGACCGACCAGCAUCGAGCCACCCUUCGGUACCGUUGAGAAGAUCAACAGUGACAUGAAGGAUCUGGUCAACCAGGAGUCUCGGUACAGUGCGAAGCUUAAUGAGUCCGAAAAAUGGGCCAACGAUGCGAACGGCAAGGUGUACGAAUUGCAGCAGAAACUGGAUGCAGUGGAGCGCGAUGCAUCCGUCAAGGAGUACAACGUUGAGCGUUUGCGAGCCGAGCUGGAGGCCACCCUGAGGGAGUGCGAAGGCAUACGGGCCCGGUUGCGUACGCAGGAAGCGGAGAUGGAAGCGAUAAGACUGAGGUCCUCCGAGCGGGAAGAUGAGCUGAAUCUCAAGUAUCAAAAUUUAGAAAUAGAGCACCUAGAGUUAAACGAGAAACUGAAGGAGGUACGCCAGCUGGCCCACGAUCUAAACAGCCAGCUGAUCGACGCAAAGACGGAAGUGGACAAGCUGAAGGAUGAGCGCCAAAAGCUGCUGGAUGCCCGGGCCGAGGAGCAGAAGAUUAUGCGUGAGGCUCUGGAGGAAUCGGUACAGCAGCGCGCUCUGGUGGAGGCCAAGUGGAAGCACGACUUUGAGCAGUUGCGCAACGUGAACAACGACCGCGAGGAGCACCUGAUGCAAGACUGUGAGUUCACCAUCCGGAACAUGCAGAAAACGUGCAAGGAGCGGAUGGAAACGGUCGAGAAGGAACGGAAGCAAGCACUGGACAAGGUUAACCGGCUCGAGGAAGUCGCACGGAAGCAGAUCAAAGAAGUGAACCAGCUAAAGUCGUACGAGGCCGAAGUGGAACAGUUGCGAGGUCUAACGUACGAUCAGAAGGAAGCACUCGCGACGAUGACCCGCCAGGUGGAGGAUCUGAAGGGAAAGCUACAAACGGCGAACGACAAACUCGAGGAGGAAAUGGUGAAGGUGCAACAGAUUAAGAACCGUUGCGAGUACCAACUGUGCGAAAAGGAGCGCGAGGCUCUGAACCGAAUAGAGAUUGCUCGCGGUGAGAUCGCAAUGCAGUGGGAAGAUCGCCUGUUGCGCGAGAUGAAUCGCCUAAAGCUGGAACUGGAGCAGAUGCACAUGGAGGAGCGCAACUCGGCCAUCGAGAAGAUUCAGCGUGAAACGAUGGCCGAAACGGAAGCCAUGAGCCAACGGUUCAACGAGCGCGAGAAGCAGUUGAAGGAUGAGAUAAAGUCGCUUAAAUCGAAAAUCGAGCAGCAAAACACCGCCAUGUCGAAUGCCCAGUCCGACGCGGACCAGAAGUUACUCCAAUCGCGGAAGUACGUGGAACGCGCCGAGCGCGAACACGAACAGAUGCUGGCCAAACAGAUAUCGGAGAAGGAUGAAAUCAUCGAAACCCUCAAGCGUCAGUUCGAACAGGAGAAGCAAGAUCUGGAGAAACACUUCGGCGCCCGGAUUCAGCAGGUACAGGAGGAGUUUGCGCGGGAAAUUUCCGACGCGACCGAGAUUAUGAAAAGCACACACAAAAAGGAACUAGAGUCACAAUGGAAAAUGCUCAUUGCCGAGAAGGAAGAAGCGCUGCAGCUGAUGGAAAGUCGAAAUCGGAACAAAUUGGACGAUGCUGAGAACAAUAUCAGAGAACUCACGACCAGCCAUCAGCGGCAGCUCAAGGACCUGCACGAGGAGCACGGUUACGUCGUGCGCAGUCUGGAGUCGCGGGACACGAAGAACUCGCAAGAGAUCGCAACGUUGCACAAAAAGUGCCGCUGUCUAACGAAUCUUUUCGAAGAGAUGCGUCUGCGCUACGAACGACGGGACCCGCGGCCGGAAGAUUUGCGAGAGAUUGAGGAACUGAAGAACGUAAUCGACUCUCAGGAUCGUGAUUUGCGCAUGCUCACCGAAAGCCUCCGGGAGCUGCAGCUUCAGCAGAUGGAACAGCAGCAACAGCCACCGCCUCCACCGCGUCGCCCGAAGGCCAACCGCGGGAAGCAGGGCAAACAGCAGCAACCCGCUGGCAAUCAGGGUGGCAAGCAACAAAAAAAGUCUCGUCCACCGUUCCCCGAGCCAGAGGCGCUGCAGCAACAGGAGGAGCUGUCGGAAGAACCGCUUGCCGAUGAGUACAUGAUGGUGAACGGUGAAGAAUACAUGCAGCAGGACCCACAGGUGAUCCUAGUGCCACCGUGCCAGAUGAUACCUCCCAUGGUACGAUCAACGUGCCACGUGAUCUACGAAGAAAACGAAGCCGAUAUCAUGCGCGAAGAGGAGGAGGCGCAACUUUCACAGGAACUGCAUAGACAAGCGGAAGACGAUGCAGAGGACUAUGACGACGACGUUUUCGAACCGCCUACGAAUAAGUUGACCGAAGCAGAUAGAAACCUUUCGCAAGACGUGACGAUAGUAGAUGUUCCCGAAUCAGCAAUCCACACCGAAGUCCGAGCAGUGCACUCAACUGCGCCCACUAUUAUCGAAGAAGUGGAAGACGAAACCAUGCCACUCAAGUCCACGGUGAUUCUUCCUGUAGUUGAGAACGUGCCCACAACGACCCCAUCCCGUUCUCGGGAAUCCUCAGCACCGCGUAUCGUCGUGACGGACGAGUGUGAGAGGGUCAAAGUGAGUGAACCGACGACGGUGGUAGAAAUCCUAGAGGAUGAUCAGUCCACGGCCGCGGUUAUUGAGCUGCCCGCCGUUUACGCCAAGCCCUACCCUGCUGCGGCGGAUCUAGAGUCAGUCGGUGACACGAUCCAGACGAACCUUCCGGCACCGGAAAUAACGGUUGUGCGUCUUCCGGACGGUGCAGCAGCUCAAGUGACGGGUUCUUCGUGAGCACUCUGCAUUCUCUGUUGAUUGAAUCGAAGCCUCUACCCUGUACUGUAUUACUACUGUCUGAUGAUAGAAACUUAUUUUACGUUUUGUGAGGGUCAGCACAGCGCGAGAAACACACUCCAUUACCAUCUCCGCCUAGCGCGCGCACGUUUGAUGGCGUUCGUUUCGGAACGCUGGGCACACCAGUGAGCGGCGGAUAUCGGUAUUGAUAUCUUCCCGCUACGCCCAUCGGCACUCAUGUAGGACUCGAUCCUUAAACUUUUGUCUUUGAAGAUGGCCUUUUUCUUGCCUUCCCAUACUGUAAAUAUAUUGCUAGAUUGCGUCUGCAAUUUUAUGUGUCUCCUUUGGGACCAUGUGGAGGAUACUACAAUUAAUCGAUCGAUGAUUAUAGAUUAAAUAAACGAACGGUCAUAAA